This is a messenger RNA of Cyclospora cayetanensis, 498 nucleotides long. RefSeq lists its product as uncharacterized. The annotation marks the transcript as partial. The record is from RefSeq and is a predicted model, not a curated record. The transcript has 3 exons. Lineage: Eukaryota; Apicomplexa; Conoidasida; Eucoccidiorida; Eimeriidae.
AGCCGAAGCAGCAGCACCAGCAUCAGCAUUUCUCUUCCAGCAAUGCCACCCCUCGACUUGUCUGCUGAAGGACUCGAAUCCUUUCUGAAGGAAUUGGGCAGCAUCUUCGAAAACCCGCAAUUGCCACCUCCAGCCGAUUCGCUCAGCACUCUACUCGCUCCUCUUGCCGAGCUGCUCAAGGCGGUGGAGGGCAUGAUACUCCCCCCCGCAGAGGACGCCGAAGCCCGGAACAUCACCUCUGCACUGCGCGACAUCUUCCAAAAGCAGUCGAUCCUGAAGGAGAAGCUCUCUGCACUCCAAACACUGGCCACCGACGGAGGCCUCGCAUCUGCAGACCUCGAGUCUGUGAAAGACAUCGCCAGACGCCAGUGGACCCUCUACGAAGCGCAGGACAACUUGGGUCUUCGCCUGCUGCAACAGCUGAGAGCUCUCCUUGAGGCCCUCUUCCCAAAUCUAGAGCAGCAAGAGCAGCAACAACGGGAGCAGCAACAGCAGCAG